Bursaphelenchus okinawaensis is the source of this 746-nucleotide messenger RNA. Lineage: Eukaryota; Metazoa; Nematoda; Chromadorea; Rhabditida; Aphelenchoididae. The record is from the annotation of a GenBank genome assembly.
AUGGGACGCCCAAUCAGUGUUAAGGAUGUUGAUCAAACCGAUGUUGUCGAGAAGAUCGCCGACUUCUUGAAGAAGUCCGGCAAGGUAAAGGUUCCAGAAUGGGCCGACCUCGUCAAGUUGGCUUCCCACAAGGAAUUGGCUCCAGUUGACCCAGACUGGUACUUCACCCGCACCGCUUCUAUUGCUCGUCGUCUGUACAUCCGCAACCCAGCUGGUAUGUUAUUUUAGUUUGCUUUGCUUGGUUUUUAGGUGGUAAGAGAGAAGCGAAUGUUAUAUAAAGAGUUAUAGAAGCUACUUGAAGGUUUUAGUUGGUAAAUUUUAAAGAAAUUCAAAUUACGGAUUAAGAGUUAUGCUAUAAUCGUCGUAUUUUUGUGAUAAAACGCUUAAAAGUUAUCUAAAGACCUUGAGCAGCUUCUUCACUAUUUUUAUCAAAGGUAGAAAAUUUUAGCUAUGAUCUAUUUCUACUUAUUUUUCGGUGUCUUUAACAUUAUAGUAUAUUUUUUAACUUUCUUAAUAUUUCAGGUGUUGGAGCUCUCCGCAAGGUUUAUGGAGGUAACAAGCGCCGUGGUAGCAGACCAAACCACUUCAACAAGGCUUCCGGAUCCGUAUUGAGAAAAGCUCUACAGACUUUGGAAGGAAUCAAAUGGGUUGAAAAGCACCCAGCCGGUGGCCGAGUAUUGACCAAGCAAGGCCGCCAAGACUUGGACCGUAUUGCCUCUCACAUCGUCAACGGAGAUAAGCAGUAA